UAAACGCACGGUAUUCAGUUAGGUUUGUUAGUGCAUCAUGGAAUAAGAAUUUUAAUUUACAUCAAUGAAUCCACCCUUCUACUAACCAUGAACAAACAGAAAUUAAUUGAACCCUUAAAUUCAAUUUAGAAUUUGAUAAUAGUUGAGUAUUAUUGCUAAAAAGAUAAAAAGAACAUAUGUUUGAUCUUCCACAUUUAUUUGUAGAUAAUUUUGAACUAUGUAAUUUCAUUUAAAUUUUGAGGCACACUUAGCUUCCAAUACACAGCAUUUUACUUGUUUUAUUUUUUAUUUUUUGGACACCAUAUUCAUUUAGACCACUGGUCCUGACCGAGAAGGAAUAAGGGCAGCACAGGGAUUUCAAAGGUGUUAGUUGAAUCAAACUUUCGAUAAAUUUUGACUUUAGCGGCGCCGCAGGCCAAGGUAGACGCACAUUUAGCUCAGCCUCACACGGUUUUAACGUGCGUCUACCUUGUAAAAUAAACAGAGAAGUGUGCAAUGAGCGGUUGUUUUCUGAGCGUACUCCUGUGAUGGUUGGCGGUUGCGGUUGGUGGUGGCGUGGCGUGGCGGUUUCCCUUCGCGCGGUUCGCGGUUCGGACAGUUGGUUUCGGGUUGAGCCUGAUCGAGCUUACCAUCAAAUUUCAGAAUCCGAUGCAAGCCUGGCCUCUAACCCUCCAGGAUUCCUUUCCCAGCCACAUGCCAAGGAAAGCCCACCGAGGGACGCCCGCAGCAGCACCCACGGCCAUGGCGAGGCGGAACAAGCGUCGUCGCGUCCCAUCUUCCUCGGCUGCUGCACCCGAGGCGCCACCACAGCCGUCGCGCUACCCCACGCGGGCAGGCACCCGCAGGUCCUACGCGGAGCCCGAGGUCCCCGACUACGACGACUUCCUCUUCUGCGAUGACUGCGAGGAGGAGUUUGAAGGCGACUGCCCGGUCCACGGAGCCCUGGAGAUCAUUGCGGACACAGAGGUCGCCGUCGGCCACCCCGAGCGGGCCCUGCUCACGGUGCCGCCCCAGCUGGUAAUCGAGGCCAGCAAGAUCCCGGGUGCGGGGCGCGGCGUGUGGACCAAGCAGGCGGUGCCCAGGAGGGUGCGCUUCGGGCCGUACGAGGGCGACAACGUGCCUGCCAACAAGGAGACGGGCUACGGCUGGGAGAUUCGCCGCGAGGGCAAGGCCACCCACUGCGUCGACGCCCUGGACAUGGCCACGUCCAACUGGAUGAGGUUCGUCAACUGCGCGCGCCACUCGGGGGAGGAGAACCUGUACCCGUACCAGUACAAGGGGCACCUCUACUACCGGGUGGUGCGGGACAUCCCGCCCAACACGGAGCUGCUGGUCUGGUACGGGGACUCGUACGGCAGGGAGCUCGGCCUCGACCCCAAGCUCUACAAUGACCCCACGCAGGACACGCGAGCCCUCACCGGCAUCUUCCCGUGCGGCGCGUGCAAACUCUGCUUCGUCAGCCCCCUGCUGGUGGCCCAGCACCACCGCGUCGGCAGGUGUCAUGCGGAGAAAAGUCGGCGGCGGGCCUGUGGCGCCGGCGUGCUCAGCGGCGGGCCGACGGCGGGCGAAGAGCAGCGGGGAGUGGACCAGGGCGCUCCAGCCGAGGCCAGCAGCGCGGACAAGCCUCACCGCUGUGCCACCUGCAGGGCCACCUUCAAGCACCAGAGGGACCUCCGCAACCACACGAGGACACAAACUGAUGGUAUAAAACCCUACAAUUGUUCAAGCUGUAUCGCCAGCUUCUGGCGGAGUGGCAACUUGCGCUCACACUUGAGGACACACACUGGUGAAAAACCCUACAGUUGUCAAAGUUGUGGCGCCAGCUUCGCGCAGAGUGGCGCGUUACGCAGACACAUGAGGUCACACACUGGUGAGAAACUCUACAGUUGUCAAAGCUGUGGCGCCAGCUUCAGGGAGAGCGGCAACUUACGCAAACACACGAGGACACACACGGGUGAAAAACCCUACAGUUGUCAAAGCUGUGGCGCCAGCUUCCGGUAG
Frankliniella occidentalis (western flower thrips) is the source of this 2001-nucleotide messenger RNA. Its product is annotated as histone-lysine N-methyltransferase PRDM9-like. NCBI's taxonomy places the organism in Eukaryota, Metazoa, Arthropoda, Insecta, Thysanoptera, Thripidae. Gene Ontology annotation, molecular function: histone methyltransferase activity; protein binding. Gene Ontology annotation, cellular component: nucleus. The record is from RefSeq and is a predicted model, not a curated record. The transcript is spliced from 8 exons. Bases 649 to 2001 code for a protein of 450 amino acids.